UGGUGCUUAAAAGGCAGGUUGCAUGCAAAGAAAAUCACCCAGAAACUUGAAUAAUCAUCUACUCGGACAUGGCAGACGUUGACCUCGCCACCAUCGCUGGCGUACGAAGAUACUUGGCUAAUACUCGUUUCGCAUCGCAUACAAUAAACGCGCUGACAGGAGGCUUCGCCAAUUUCACGUACAGAAUAUACCUCAACGAUUUAUUUGAGGGCAAGGAAACACUAGUGCUGAAGCAUGCAGCACCGUAUGUCGCUGCAUCCGGUGGUACGAUGGCUCUCCCUACAGAGCGCCAGAGAUUCGAUGUAGAAGCCUUACGACUCGUCCGCAAGAUGUACGCGGAUGAUGAUGUCAUCACUGUUCCCAAGGUCCAUCUCUUCGACGAAGAAGCCCACGUCAUGAUCAUUGACGAUUGCGGGACGGACACUCGUACGCUGAAACAGCUGGUGAUUGACGAGGCGCUGCCACAGACAGUCGCCGAAGAAAUCGGUACUGCGAUCGGUCGUUUCCUUGGGCGCGUCCAUGCCUGGAACAAAGACACGUCUUUCGACAUGGACAUUUUCAGCAACAACGAAGUGGGCAAGACAAUCUCGAUUUUGGUUACAUAUGGUCGCCUCAUAUCUACGCUUAGCGGCAGAGAUAACAUCGCGGCUUUAGCUGACCCCGGCCUUGACAUCCCUGAGGGAAAACUAGCCGUCAUCUCGAAGCUAGCGGAGACCCGCAGUCGUGAAAUGCUUAGCGCGACAGAGGUGUUGACACACGGAGACUUCUGGCCUGGGAAUAUCAUGGUAUCCCUUCGGAGAGAGCCAGAGGGGAGCACGCUUAGGUUAGAGAAGCUUUAUGUGUUGGACUGGGAGUUGGCGAAGGCAGGUCUUCGGGGACUAGAUAUUGGUCAGUUCUGCGCAGAGAUACUGCUGCUUCAGCGGUUCUAUGCAAGCCGCUGGGAGGAGACGUCCACUAUUAUGAGAUCCUUCCUCUUGGCUUAUAGAGGAGGAAGUGGGUCUGAUGAAGAGCUCGCGAGGGUUGCGAUUGCACAUGUUGGAGCACAUCUGGUUGCUUGGACGCCGCGGGUGCAUUGGGGAGACAAGGAAGACACUAGAAAGAUGGUUGCUGAAGGAGUUGAGUUAUUAAUCGGAGGUGCUGAAGGAACAUUAGCAUGGCUAGAGGGUAGUCUCGUUGGAAACUUGGUGUAAAGCUUUGUCACAAAUAAAGCCGUAAGAGGCCGUGAGUCACAUUUAGCACAUUCGAUUAGCUCGCCGUGCCACUACACCGCUGCUAUUCGACACAGCUUGUCCCUUUUACUUCACAUCAUCCAGACACUUCGACGCCUUUGUUAUCAUGC
Suillus bovinus is the source of this 1339-nucleotide messenger RNA. RefSeq names its product kinase-like domain-containing protein. The record is from RefSeq and is a predicted model, not a curated record. Lineage: Eukaryota; Fungi; Basidiomycota; Agaricomycetes; Boletales; Suillaceae. The transcript has 2 exons. The coding region runs from base 69 to 1190 and encodes 373 amino acids.